This is a messenger RNA of Sardina pilchardus (European sardine), 3240 nucleotides long. RefSeq names its product myc box-dependent-interacting protein 1 (gene bin1a). The record is from RefSeq and is a predicted model, not a curated record. NCBI's taxonomy places the organism in Eukaryota, Metazoa, Chordata, Actinopteri, Clupeiformes, Clupeidae. The coding region runs from base 39 to 1934 and encodes 631 amino acids. Gene Ontology annotation, molecular function: tau protein binding; phospholipid binding. The transcript is spliced from 20 exons. Gene Ontology annotation, cellular component: cytoplasm; synaptic vesicle; plasma membrane.
UGCGUUGCUCUUUGAACGGCGAGAAUAAGGAAGACAAAAUGGAAGACAAAUUGGGCAAAGGACUCACUGCGGGGAAAGUCGCGAGUAAUGUGCAGAAAAAAUUAACGCGAGCACAGGAAAAGGUGCUGCAGAAGCUGGGGAAAGCAGACGAGACGAAGGAUGAGGCGUUUGAGGAAGGUGUCAUCAACUUCCACAAACAGCAUGCCGAGGGGUCCAAGCUGCAGAGAGACUUAAGAGCCUACCUUGCUGCAGUGAAAGCCAUGCACGAGUCCUCCAAACGCAUGCAGGAGUGUCUGGCCGACAUGUACGACGACAACUGGUACGACAAAGAGGACGUGGACUCCAUUGUAGAGGAUUCAGAUCUCCUAUGGACAGACUUCCAUCAGAAGCUAGUGGACCACGCCCUGAUCUCCAUGGAUACCUACUUGGGCCAGUUCCCAGAUAUUAGGGCCCGCAUCGCCAAGCGUGACAGGAAGCUGGUGGACUUCGACAGUGCCCGACACACCUUUGCCUCCGUGCAGAAAGGAGAGAAGAAGAAGGGUGGCGGUGGUGGCAUCAAGAUCACCAAGCCAGUGUCGCUGCUGGAGAGAGCUGCUCCUCAGUGGGCCCAGGGCAUCCUGUCUGCACACAACGUCGCCCAGACAAACCUGUCCAGGAGUCAGGCUGAGGAGGAGCUGGAGAGGGCCCAGAAGGUAUUUGACGAGAUCAAUGUGGACCUGCAAGAGGAGCUGCCAUCCCUCUGGAACAGUCGUGUUGGGUUCUACGUGAACACCUUCCAGAGUGUGGCCGGGCUGGAGGAGAAGUUCCACAGGGAGAUGGGCAAGCUGAGCCAAAGUACGUAUGAUAACCUGGUAAAGGUUGAAAAUCAGGAGACCCGAAAAACAGGUGGCCGUGGGGCAAGGACGACGCGGCCUAUCAGGAGUGGGCCAGACGGGGCUAACCACACCCUGGGUGUCGGACCUCCUCCCAUUCCCAAGUCUCCGUCUAAGCUGAGACCAGCGGUGCCGCCGCCACCCAAGGUCACCCCAUCUAAGGAGAUGAAGACCGAGAACAUCCUCAACCUCUUUGACGAGGCGUCCACACCCAACAUCAGUGUGACCUCUCCGACACAGUUCGAUGCUCCUGGUGCGGGCAACCUGCUGGACAUGGACCUGGACUCUCUCUCUGCUAUCAGCCCGGCAGCCCCCGCCGCUAGUGCCGCCCCCCAGGAGGAAAACUGGGAUUCUUGGGAGCAAGACGAGUCCCAGCAGCCCGCAGCGGCGGCGGCAGCAGCGGCAGCAGCUGUGGACUACACUAACCCCGACUGGGGCGAUGAUGACCCUACGCAGCCCGACUGGGGCGAUGAUGACCCCACCCAGCCCAACUGGGAGGAUGACAAGCAACCGGCCCCGCAGCAGCCGGAGGACCCCACCCAGCCCGACUGGGGCACGGACGAGCCUGCCCCGGACGCGGCCGACUACGAAGCGGCCCCCGCCGCCGCCGCCGUCGCCGCCGCCAGCGACGAAGCUGCCGCGGCGGACGAAAGUGCCGCCGAUGUCGUCGACGACGGUGGCGCCGCCGAGGCCACUGACGACGGCUCCGCCGCUCAGCCUGUGCAGGAAGACGGGGAACAGGCUGUGGAGACUACAGAAGUUGCACCCGCUGUAGAGCCUGCCGCUGCUGCAGAAGCCGCUCCAGAGGCCACUGAAUCUGCAGCCGCUGCAGAGAUGCCUCCUGGAUUCAUCUUCAAAGUCCAGACCAUGCAUGACUAUAACGCCAAUGACUCUGAUGAGCUCGAGCUGAAAGCAGGGGACGUGGUUCUGGUGAUGACCUACGAUAAUCCAGAUGAGCAGGACGACGGCUGGCUGAUGGGCGUGAGAGAGAGUGACUGGCAGAAGACCAAAGACCUGGCCAUUAAAGGCGUGUUCCCCGAGAACUUCACCCAGAGACUGUGAGGCCCCAGCCUGAGGUCGCUCCGCCCACGUCCAUGCCAACACCGCACGCAAACCAACGAGUGGCCACCAGCACCACUCGCAAGCAGACACCAGGCCAGACACGCCCCAGAAAUCUGACCCCUAUGUCCUGUCGUGUCCUGCCCAGUCCCCUUACUCCUGUUUCAACCACCCUCAUGAUGCCCCACUGAAUUCUGGGAUUGAUUUUGACUUUACAUCCUUACCCCACUGACUGUUGAAAUGCAUGAGAUUACAUACCAGGGAGUGAGAGUGAUCGAUCGAUCGAUUGAUCAUUUGAUUGAUUGAUUGGUUGAUUGGUUGAUUGAUUGGUUAACUGGUUUCUGAAUAGGUCAAUUGAUUGAGUUUUACAUUUACAGAAUUCACAUUGUCAUCUGUAACUAGAGUGAAAUGGAUUCCACAGUGGAUUGUCUCAAUCCCAAAACAACCAUCAGCCCUUUUUACAAUCCAUCACAGCAACAGCUGCUGUUGUCUGCUUGCUCAAAUAUCCACGUCUCUGUGUGUGUUUGUCUAUGUCCAGACACUAUCUCAGUCUGGCAUAUUGGGAAGCGUUAAAGACUGUGAUGUCAUGGGAGACAGUUGGACGGACCGUCCCCUGAGUCCAUGCUGGUCACAGGAAGUGAUGUGAUUGCUUUGUCAUGCUAUUUCUUUCGUCAGUUCCAUGCAUUUGCAGCGUUGCACGGGUGUUACAGAAAUGUUGUUGAUGUUGUUAGCGUAGACUUUCAUUCCUCUAGCCUUUUUGGAAAACCCAUGAGAUAACACACUUGAAACCUCUCCCAAUACCUGGUGGCUGUGCAAUUUAGAGUUGAAAGACAAUAUAUUUAUGUAUUUAUUUAUUUUGUUCUUAUUUAUUUUUAAUCUCUUCAUACCACAGACUAGGCUACCAUAUGGAUAGGACCGUUUCAUUAAGGCAAACAUGUGCAUAUAAUAUCUAAAUGCAGCCCUGAAUGGAGUAUACUUGUGGGUGUGACUGUGACUGGUCGAGUGAAUUGGGAAAUAAAUAAGCUAAUCAUCUUAAGGUCAUUUCAGCCGCAAACAGAGUCAGCAAACUCCACUAUACACACAAACAAACAAACAAACAAACAAACAAACAAACAAACAACAAACACUGUAAAUCAUGUUCCCAGAGAUGUAUUUAUGCAAUAUUGUCAACACAAGUUCUACAUGCCGUGUGUAUUCCUAUGUGCCGAACCUCUCUGUGAGGAAUAAGGAGUUUCAAACAUCUGUGUGUGUGUGUGUGUGUGUGUGUGUGUGUGUGUGUGUGUGUGUGUGUGUGUGUGUGUGUGUGUGU